Messenger RNA from Colletotrichum phormii, 363 nucleotides. RefSeq lists its product as uncharacterized. The coding region runs from base 1 to 363 and encodes 120 amino acids. The record is from RefSeq and is a predicted model, not a curated record. NCBI's taxonomy places the organism in Eukaryota, Fungi, Ascomycota, Sordariomycetes, Glomerellales, Glomerellaceae. The transcript has a single exon.
AUGGGUCUGCUAUCUCGUCACCCCCAUAUCUUCAUCCCGCCUUCACUUCUCAUCGGGCCUAGACCCAGCUUCCACCAGGCUACGCUGAGAGGUUGGUUCUCCGUCUCCAUCGGCUACUUCCUCUCUUUCGCCGUGGUGCCCCUGGCUGCGCUACCCGACGCUCUCCGAAGCAGCUUCACCACCCAACCCUUCAGUCACGUCAGGCUGAACGGCAUCGCGCAUCAACUGAGCCAUUUUUCCCUCCUGGACUCACCUCUGUGGCUUCCGAUGCCACCGACUCUGCCCGAAACUCGAUGCAGGCCCGUCGCUCUCCGUCUGAUCUCGACGCCCGAUCCAACUGCUACUGCAUGCUACCACAGAUAA